Messenger RNA from Dacryopinax primogenitus, 1570 nucleotides. RefSeq lists its product as uncharacterized. Lineage: Eukaryota; Fungi; Basidiomycota; Dacrymycetes; Dacrymycetales; Dacrymycetaceae. The record is from RefSeq and is a predicted model, not a curated record. The annotation marks the transcript as partial. The transcript has 3 exons.
GCAGACAAAAAUCCCUCCUCUUUUCGUCGUCGCAACUUUUGCUCGUCUCAUGUCCCCUUUGUGUGUGUGGCCUAAACCACCGGCCGACGAUGCAACACUGCAAGAUCGUUUGAUAAGCAAGAGACAAGAAUACCCAUUUCUCUUCCGAGUGCAACCCUCUGACUGGCACUCAUCCACACGCUUUGAUAGGGAUGGGAAUCUUCUUGCAAGCUUCUUUGAAACUGCGGCAGAGGCAGAAUAUGAUCGCCACAAUGGGGGCAUGGAAGAGGUGGACCUUGCUAUAUUGUGUAAACACAUGCACUGGGGUUGCAGGGAGCCGUCUCGUCUGAUAUCCUGUUCUGCCAGCCCUCGCUGGGCAUUCAGAGAGGGAAUGCGACGUAUCAUGGACGGGGGAUACCUGACAAACCUUGUCAUCAUCGAUGGGAUGAAAGUGCGGGAGGAUCGGAAUGCUUGCGAGCUCCUGGAGGAGUUGGCAGAAGAGGAGUGUGGGAACGAAGAAGGAUGCGGGGAUGAGUGGGAAUAUGAGGAAUACGGAGAUGACCCAGACAAGUUCAACAGGGAGAGGGUAGAGCACGAGAACAACCUGCCUUGGAACUACGAGAAUGCCCUGAAAUUUGGGAGCAUGGCAGAAGUUGUUCUUGUCUUUGGUAUCAUUCCCGCUGAUGCAAUCUUAGCAGUGGUUGACAUGACCAGUCCUGUGUUUUGCCACGCACUGGAUGCCCUCUAUCCACGGCUUAGCAGGACACGUUGUGCGGUAAGAAAAAGCUUUUCAGAUGCCUGGAAGCGGCAAGUCAAGUAUUGGCUGAAGCAGGCUGACGUGUCCGAGUUCGAACUCGGGGAAAGAGCCGCCAGGCUCGUUGUGGUCAUGCUUCACUCGACAUGCAUGGAACACCUGUCCCACAUCAAAGAGGUCCAGAAGGCCAAGGAGUACUGUGAUGCUGCAUAUGGUCGUAUGGUAUCCUUAUCCGGCCAGAUGCUCUUGGAAAUCUUCGACAUUUCAUCCGAACAUUUCUUCAUUGAUCAAGGAAUCCAAGCUAUUAUCACGAUGAAAAAGAUGGAACUGAUGAAUAGUUGGGAGUCCUCCCACUACGCGAUUACAUUGGGUAACUUGGUUGAAAGCACCAGAAGGAUGAGUGUAGCUGAUAAGUAGUGAACGAGUCAGUGAACAGUAUUCAACUCUUUGAUCUCGUGGCUAACCCUGACUUGUAUCCAUGUAGUGACCUCGCUUGUACGGUCUACAACGUUCGAAAUUGGAACUCCAAUAUUCUGGCCCGAUACAUGGAUUGAUGUUCUAAGACAUCGAUCGUUGUACCGAACAGAAUAGGAACGAAAUCUCGUCAUAUGCUGCUCCUUUUCUCGCUCUUAUGAAGGCUCCAUAUUGUACUCGCCUGCAUUACAAAGAAAUCCAUACUGAUAUCGAAAGACGGGUCAGGCAAGCGUGAGGGCAUUUAUGGACCAGCAAGUUGCCACACCAGCAAGCAGAGAUGUGAAGACCAUCGCGAUGACCUUUCGUCUGUCGCCGUGCAACGAGCUCAGGCCGACAUAAUAGACAUUAUAUAGAGUAAAUCAG